Lactuca saligna is the source of this 742-nucleotide messenger RNA. Lineage: Eukaryota; Viridiplantae; Streptophyta; Magnoliopsida; Asterales; Asteraceae. The record is from the annotation of a GenBank genome assembly.
AUGAUUAUAAAUAUAUUCUUCCAUAAUGAUGAAUUCGUCGCUACUUUGGUUCUUUUCUUCACUUGUGAGUUGUUAUCGAACCGACUUAACUCGCCUGCUUGGAUUUGUCCGGACUUUUUAGGGUUUCUUCUCUUCCUUGUUGUGCCCUUCAUUCAGAACCCUAAUCGUUUGCCAGAUCUAAGCAAUACUUGUAUUCCCACUGCUUUUGACCCGUUUGCUGAAGCUAAUGCUGAGGACUCUGGUGCUGGAUCAAAAGAAUACGUUCAUAUUCGUGUUCAACAGAGAAAUGGUAGAAAAAGCUUGACAACUGUUCAAGGUUUGAAAAAAGAUUUUAGCUACAAUAAGAUUUUGAAGGACCUUAAAAAGGAGUUUUGCUGUAAUGGCACUGUUGUUCAAGAUCCUGAACUAGGCCAGGUCAUUCAACUUCAAGGUGACCAGAGAAAGAACGUCUCUGCCUUUCUUACUCAGGCAGGAAUAGUGAAAAAGGAUCAUAUCAAGAUUCAUGGAUUUUAAGGAGUGUGGUGUGAGUGCUAUGUUGGGCAAUAUAAUCAAGUGUACUUGUUAUGGAUAUGAAGAAGUUAACAUGUUAUCUUUGCUAUUAUAUGGUGUGAUUGCGAAUCUAGUAAUGACAAGAUUAUGAAAAUGUUUUUUACAUUCUGACAUUAAGAAUAUAAUAAUAAUGACUGAACAAUGAAAAGAUAUUAUCACAUGCUGCUUUUUAUAUAUAUGUUUUUUUUAUACA